Molecule: messenger RNA, 1922 nt
Organism: Tigriopus californicus
Lineage: Eukaryota; Metazoa; Arthropoda; Copepoda; Harpacticoida; Harpacticidae
Exons: 2
Coding region: 154-1716 (520 amino acids)
Source: RefSeq, a predicted model, not a curated record
CGGGAAUAAAAAGUGGUUUUUGCCAAUCCCUUAACUUGCUGAGAAAAUAUCCGAUGCAACAACUCCUGAAUCCAUAUAUAAAGGGUUCAAAGUCAUGAUCCAAGCAGUAGUCACAAUCCACUUCCAUGAACAGUAGCAUUGCGAACAUUGAAUAUGAUGCAGGUACAUAUUCUGUCCAUUGUGGCAAUUUGUUGCCAAAUGGUCUUGGCUGACUUGAACACAAACCCCAGUGGGAGUGUAUUUCAUUCUGUUCCUGGAUCCGGUUUUGUGAGCAUCAAUUUUGGACGGCCCAAGGUAUCUACCAAGAACCCGCCCAAGCCAAAGAAUAAAGAGUCAUCAUCCUCUUCUUAUGUGUCCAAUCCUGAGGCCCCUCAGCCAUCGUACCCGCCAGUGCCUCGUUAUGAUGCUUAUGAGCCCAGCUCUGCUCCUCCCUACUAUAAACAACCCACUUUGCCCCAACCCAAACACACUUCCAUCCCCUCCUAUGCCCCUCCCAAGACAACGCCUACUCCAACCACCCCGAAGUCGGCGGAACCUGACUAUCAUCCCACCUAUCCGAUAUUCAAAACAACCAAAGCUCCCUUGACUCGCCCAUUGUAUUAUUCUCAACCCGCCCCAAAUUAUCCAAGCCACGCCACAUCUCAACCUCCUCCCACUUAUCCGGAGUACCAUUCUCAACCCGAUCGGACUCCCAAAUACAUCCAAAAACAAGCCUCGCUUCCAAAUUAUGGUACAUCCCCGAAGAAAGUGAAGGUUUCGGACACAAGCAUCCAGCGUGGCAGUUAUGAUGAUCGAGCAUAUGUUCAUUCAGCGAGCAUCCCUUCUCCGCCUGCAGUCCCAUCUCAAACCCAUGGGCCAGACGUCUAUUUAAGACCAAUUUACCCGAGAUUGGAAACCACUGCUAAGCCUCAGAAAAAGGCGUCUAAGAAAUCCAAGGCUCCCACGCUCUAUUACUCGCAAAAGAUCAAGUUUUUUCCUCGACCAAAAGAAACUGACGCACACGACUACACCAAAUCCAAGCCCACUGUGAGACCCAUCCGAGUGAAAGAAUUAAGUCGCAUCAAGCUGGUCCCAACCUCGAAAGGUUCCGAGGAGCAAGAGGCCAGGGAGGCUCGGGCUAAUGGAAUCGAAACCAGCAAUAUUAGUCCGCCUCAGUUUGAGGGACUUUCAGCGCAAAUUGAAAAUCUGGAUCAGGAAGGCCGAGCUCAAAAAAGUUUGCCCUCAGGUUCCCAAGUUGCCUUUCAAACAGACACGUCUUCUCGCACUGGACGAGCGGAUGAAGGCGAACCAGACUCCUCUACCGAAAUGGGUGUUGAUACCAGUGCAGUAGCCAAUCCAAAUACCGACCUCGUUGGACUUGCUUCUUCUGAAAGAGACGAAACGAACUCCUUUGAUAUGACAACAACUGGAACGCUCUCUGGAGAUGAAACAACAAAGCUUCCCAUCGAGUUAGACAAUAUUGAUGAGGUUACGAGUACUGAUGCGAGUGGCGAAGACAGCACUGAAGCCAGUCAAAACGAAAGUGCUGAGAGGAACCCAGAUGAGGGGAUAAACGUCAGCCAGACUCCACCAGAUCUUUUGGCUGGCAACGAAGAGGGAACCAGUUUGGUGCCCACAAGCAGCCCGGAAGAAACCACCACCUCCACCAACUUCGACGAAGACUUGGUUGUCGAUGGGGAAGAUAUCGGGACCUUAGUCCAAUCUGAUGUCUCUUAAAUGAUCCCAAAUGACCAAAUGUUAAUGAGAUCUUGAUUAGUCUCGGCAAAGUGUGUCCUGCUACACAACGAUCUUUGUAAACGGUCCGUGUGCUGGCUGCACGGAAAUCAAUACAAAGUUGAUUCAAAAAAGAAAACUUGUUCUACUUUGCUUUUUUUCAGGAGCUUAACUUUUGCUAGCAUUAGGAAGCACUGAUUUUUAUCCAG